GGCCUACUCGAUCCAUCCCCUGUCCUCUUCUUUCUUAGCUUGAGCUCGUAGCUGGAGCCUGGAGCGCAACGCAACACAACGACGACGCUCCCGCCGACCGCCUGUCCUGCGGCUACAGCCGAUAAGCUGGCCGGUGUAGCAGCGAGACAAACAAGGCCUUUUUUUCGCUCAGCUCGCACCCCCCGCGCCCUUCAUUCCACGCGGGUCGUCGUUGUAGUUCUUCGAGCAAGCAGCUCUGAGCCUGAGCGCCGCGCGACCAGUCUCGAUCCAGGCCACCGAUGGGGCGCGCGCCGUGCUGCGAGAGGAGCGGGCUGAAGAAGGGGCCGUGGACGCCAGAGGAGGACGAGAAGCUCGUCGCCUACAUCAAGAAGCACGGCCAGGGAAACUGGCGCACCCUCCCCAAGAAUGCCGGGCUCGCACGGUGCGGGAAGAGCUGCCGGCUGCGGUGGACUAACUACCUGAGGCCGGACAUCAAGCGCGGCCGCUUCUCCUUCGAGGAGGAGGAGGCUAUCAUCCAGCUCCACAGCAUCCUCGGCAACAAGUGGUCAGCGAUCGCGGCGCGGCUGCCCGGGCGGACGGACAACGAGAUCAAGAACUACUGGAACACGCACAUCCGCAAGCGCCUGCUCCGCAUGGGCAUCGACCCCGUCACCCACGCGCCGCGCCUCGACCUCUCCGCGCUCCUCAAGCCCGCCGCCGCGUACUACCCCACGCAGGCCGACCUCGACACGCUCCGCGCCUUGGAGCCGCCGCUCGCCAGCUACCCGGACCUCCUCCGCCUCGCCUCCGCCCUGCUCUCCGGCCGCCCGGCCGCGCCCGCGAUCGGCGAGCACCGGCAGCAGCAGCUUCUGCCGUGGAUUCUGCAGCAGGCGGUCGCCAGCAUCAGCAUGGCGCAGCAUGCUGUUGCCGCCGGAGCAGCGUGCCAAAUGCCGCCGCCGGACCUGGUCCACAACACGAACCCGCCGACGGUGCAGCAGCAUCAGCUCGCGGCCGCGCAGCACCAGCCCCAAGACGUGGUCUGCCACAGCAUGCAGCCGCCUACGGCGGGCUACGUCGACAGCCCUCUGGACGUCCCGGCGCUGAUGCAGGCAGCGCAGCCCGACGCGACGAACCUGCAGCAGUGGAACAGCACGGUGACGAGCAGCGGUAACAACCACAACAGCGUCGGCUCCGGCGUGUCCACACCAACGUCUUCCAGCCCGGUGCCGCGGUUGGAUCACUCCACCACCUGCGUCGCCACGACGUUCGGCGGCGGUGGCGCCAGCACCGACGACGUCGCCGCGCUGUUCGACAUGCAGCUGUCUGAGCUGCUUGAUGUGAGCGACUACAUGCUGUAAUAACAACAGAGAGAGAGAGAGAGAGAGAGAGAGAGAGAGAGUCACGCGAGUGCACGGACUGUUCAUCACGUACCGCAAGGCCGGGCAAACGGAAAUCUAUGUCACGACGGACGACGCAUUUUUUGUACAGGAUUAUUGUUGCACCUCCUUUAUCCAGUUGUUCGUUCAUGGUCAGACCAGUGAUUAAUUACUGCUGUAAUUUUCGUC
Molecule: messenger RNA, 1544 nt
Organism: Zea mays
Lineage: Eukaryota; Viridiplantae; Streptophyta; Magnoliopsida; Poales; Poaceae
Product: transcription factor MYB41
Exons: 3
Coding region: 279-1337 (352 amino acids)
Source: RefSeq, a predicted model, not a curated record